AUGCAUUUCUCCAGCCUCCUCGUCGCCUCGGCCCUUUGCCUGACCCCAGCCGUUUACGGCUACGGCGUGGCACAAGUCACAGUGAAGUCCCACGAAGAUUGCGACCCUGGCGCUCCCGCCAAUGACAAGCUUAUUGGAGAUGCCGAAACCACCUACGCCACCGAAGAUACUUGCGAAAAGGCCAAGAUCUCGCACAGCCUGGCAAUCGAUGCUUACUCGGUGAGCCUCCAAGAUGUCACCAAGGAUACCUCCGAGCGUUGCCAUGGUCUGGGUGUCUAUGCCAAUGACCAGUGCAUUGGCGUGCCCAACGCAGUGGUUCCUUUCUACCCAGGACAGGAGGAUGCCGAGAGCGAGUGCAUCCCGGAUGACCCGUUCGACAAAUACGUCUACGUCCGGCUGCUGUGCGAUGGGGGUGACGGUAACAAGGAUGACCUGAAGAAGGUGGAAUCGCACAACCCUGCCGAAGACCUCGCCAACGACCCCAACGAUACCCAGGACAAUGGCGGCGGCAACAUCCUCGGCGGACUUGGCCUCGGUCUGUAG
This is a messenger RNA of Aspergillus luchuensis, 543 nucleotides long. RefSeq names its product protein ccpA (gene ccpA). The transcript is spliced from 2 exons. Bases 1 to 543 code for a protein of 180 amino acids. NCBI's taxonomy places the organism in Eukaryota, Fungi, Ascomycota, Eurotiomycetes, Eurotiales, Aspergillaceae. The record is from RefSeq and is a predicted model, not a curated record.